Molecule: messenger RNA, 768 nt
Organism: Puccinia graminis f. sp. tritici CRL 75-36-700-3
Lineage: Eukaryota; Fungi; Basidiomycota; Pucciniomycetes; Pucciniales; Pucciniaceae
Exons: 4
Coding region: 1-768 (255 amino acids)
Source: RefSeq, a predicted model, not a curated record
AUGCUCUCAGUCGCAGUGUCACCAACCAAAACAUCGACAGCAAGUGUCACAGCCCUCAAAGACAUCUACACCGAGAUGAAUAGUUUGAAUACUAGAAUCACGUCCGACACAGUCCUUGGUCUUAUUUUCCAAUCAAGGAUUGAAAACUUUAUCCAGAACAAUCCGGCUAGAGCUACCCCACGUUUUGAGACGAUUGUCAAUAACUUCGAUAUCUGUCUGAAGCAGUGGGAGGACUAUUCACAGUCCAGCACAAAUAUUCAGAGCCAAGCAACUAGCUCUAUGUUGCUUACUUUGACUGAGGUUGACGAGUCCAACUUUGAUGCUUUCCUAGCGGAGAUACCUGAAGAAAACUGGCCGGAGGCUUUGGACUUCUAUGCGGCUACGGAACAUUGGUGCUGGAAUUGUCGUGCCCCGGACCACUACCUGCGACAGCACCAAAAGGCAACUUAUGUUGGCUCCCUGUACACGCAACCAUUGGGGCAAGCUGGCAUCAAUUUGACUAGCUCGACAAACCCCCCUUCCAAAACACAAAACUACGCUAGAAGAUUGGCCGAUCUGUACCGACCCCAAUACCAGUCGACAAAAUCCAGAUAUGGACUUGACAAUGGUUUAACACCUUUGGCAGCAAAAGGGGGGGUUUUGGCUCAACUCAUGGAAAUUGGAAGUGUGCUGGAUGAUCUUGAUGAGCUAGAUUUCAGGACAAUGAGUCUUGAGGAAGACAUUCUACCAACACCAACCAGUACUUUAUUACUGGGGUCGGAGACCUGA